Molecule: messenger RNA, 2729 nt
Organism: Perognathus longimembris pacificus (Pacific pocket mouse)
Lineage: Eukaryota; Metazoa; Chordata; Mammalia; Rodentia; Heteromyidae
Product: ral guanine nucleotide dissociation stimulator-like
Exons: 10
Coding region: 330-2597 (755 amino acids)
Biological process (GO): Ras protein signal transduction; positive regulation of GTPase activity
Cellular component (GO): plasma membrane
Molecular function (GO): guanyl-nucleotide exchange factor activity
Source: RefSeq, a predicted model, not a curated record
GAGCGUCAGGCCCGCCGUCUGCUCACCCAGCUGGAGCACAUGCAUGCCAAGCAGCCUGAGCUGGAGGGUGAGUACAUGGGCUGGGCAGGAGACAACCGCUGUGAGAUUCUGAGUUCUGUCCACUUGAAGAAAGCUCAGGCCUACCAUGGGCCCAGGAGAGAGAAAGCCAGGGAAUCCAGAGGCCUUGAAGGAAGCCUGGCAAGGCUCCCUGGGGUGGAACGGAGGCACUGGUGCUUGUCAGGGAGGCAAGGGUCUUCUGGCAUUAGGAAAGACUGAGGGGAAGGCGGUCCUGGAGUGGAUCUUUUCUUGCAGCUGUGCCUACAGUCCCAAUGCUUGCAGACAAUGCAAGUGCACAAGAAUGGGCACCUGAAGCACUGGCUCCAACACCCAGCAUGGAAGCAAUCCUCCCAUCUCAGUCAUAUUUAGAACUGAGUACAGCCUCAGAACCCCCUUCAGGCCCAGGACAUGCUGUGGAGCUCCAGCAUGAGCCACUGGGAGAUGGAUAUUCUGGCUCCCCUGCACCAUCUUUGAUGGAGCCAUCUGCAGGUCAGUCCAUGACCCACAGCCUUUCCCCUUCCCCAGCACCAAGUCUGGAGCUUAAACUCCAAGACUCAGCUCCUCUAUCUGAUUUAGGAGGGGUGACAUGCAGCUCUGUGCCUGGGUCACCUAGCCCAGUGGCACCAACAACUUCAGCGCCAGGAAUCCAAGCAGCAGGCCAUGCAGGAGGAGAGACCAUGUCAGUGUUCCCUCCAGAGUUCCAGCCACCUCAGGGCAAGGCUGAACCAAUUGCAACAUGCACUCCAGCACUGGAAGCAUGUGCCGUUCAGCCAGUGGUUCCCCAGGCCAUUACAUCAUAUAACACAGGGCCAGAGCUAGAGGACCCAGGCCAUGCAGAAGGAGAGGCCAUGUCAGUGUCCACUCCAAAGUACCAGCCACCUCAGGGCAAGGCUGAACCAAUUGCAACAUGCGCUCCAGCACUGGAAGCAUGUGCCGUUCAGCCAGAGGCUCCCCAGGCGAUUGCAUCAUAUAACACAGGGCCAGAGCUAGAGGACCCAGGCGAUGGAAGACUGGACUCUGCUCUGGGUCCUUGUGUGGAGCAAGAGGAGUCUUGCUCGCUUGCUGGAGAGGCCGCCUGGCUUCCUCCUCCUGAUGAGGAACCAGAGCCAUCUGCACGAGAGCCUCUACCCACCACCCUGGAUGUGGCAGCCGUCCCAACUGCACACCUAGACAUGGAUGCCACAGAUUCAGGAGGUGACUCGGAUGCAGCUGGUGCCAUGGAUGCACAGCACGACCUGCCAGUGGCUGAUGAGACCCAUCCUGCUCUGCUCUGUGCUGCAGAGCCAGAGCCCGCUCCACCUCCAGCUCGAGAGGCAGACAUGCCUGCUGAAGUAGAGCCAGCUCCCAGGGAGUUCCUGGACCUGGAGGAUUUUCAGGUUUCUUCCAGGGAGCCGUCGCAGAUUUCCAUGAAGGAUUUUGAAAAUGACCUGACCCGAGCACACGUGCUGGAGUGGCUGCCUGAGCUGAAGGCAGAGCAGUUCUCCCUCAUGGCAGUGGAGCUCUUCAAGAAGCUCAAGCCUUACCACUGCCUGCACUACGUACGAGCAGACCCCAACGAUGAGAGACAGGAGCGCCUGGCACCCACUGUGCUUGCCAUACUGACGCACUGCGACCAAGUGGCCAGCUGUGUCAUCACCACCUGUCUGGGGGACCACAGUGCGCAGGCUGCAGAGAGGGCUGAGGUGGUGGAACACUGGAUAGAGGUGGCCUUGCAGUGCCAUCUGCUGAGGAAUGUCUGCUCCCUCUUCGCAGUACUCUCUGCUCUGCAGAGCAGCCCUCUCCAAGGCCUGAAGAGGACGUGGAGAGCUGUGUCCAGGGACAGUCUCGCGGUCUUCAAGGAGCUGAAGAGGAUGUUCUCCAAGGAGACAAUUUACAAGGGGCGACCAUCCAAAUAUAUGGCCAUUUGGAAGAAACUCAGGAGAGGCCAGAGGAAACCGAAGGAACUGGACUAUCCCGAGGGCACGGUCCCUCACCUGGGCACCAUCCUCACACACCUGGCCUCACUGCAAAAAGACAAGGACUCCAAGAAUGGCACUUGGAUAUCCAUGAAACAAAGACGAGAGGAGUUCAAGGUGAUGUCCCUCAUCAAGGAACUGCAGGGCACGUGUCAGGAGCUCCAUGUGGUUCCUGAGGUGAACUUUGUGUCAUGGUUCACCAAUCUGAAACGCCUCAGUGAAAGUGAAUGUGCCAAGCUGUCUAUGGAGCUGGAGCCUCCCGUCAGGGCAUGCUGCCUGGACAGGAACCCCAGGUGGAGCCCUCUCAUGAGGAAGCCCUCAAGACAUCUCCAGGCUCCUACCAGACAGCUCAGCAGAGAUGGCAGCUCCCAGGUGAAGACAAGUGACCGGCUCCGCAGUGGGACUAGCAGCGCUCCACCCACCGUGCAGCUGGGUUACUCACCCCGUCCUUACUGCCACUGCUAUCGUUUGUACCAGUCUGCCCCAAACAUCUACAGGUCAAAGAUACUUCAAGAAUACGAUGGAAUCUUGCCACUCCUGAGCCCCCAGACCUUCAGGAGAGUUGGCCAGGAGGAGAUAACCUAAGCUGCAUCUCUUCACCCCAGAUGCCUGCAUACACUCAUUGGUGUAGAUUUGAACAGAAGAAAAUACCAACUUCCAGUGCAUCCUGGCAAACACAGUGUGUGAAGCGCAAAGCCUCAAAUGUCAUGGUUUACC